Molecule: messenger RNA, 710 nt
Organism: Spodoptera littoralis (African cotton leafworm)
Lineage: Eukaryota; Metazoa; Arthropoda; Insecta; Lepidoptera; Noctuidae
Source: the annotation of a GenBank genome assembly
AUGAUUCUAAAUUCAACGGCUAAGAAGAUUUAUACAAACUCUCAUUCCCUAUUUUAUCCCCUUAGGGGUGGAAAUUAUCAAAAUCCUUUCUUAGCGGUUGCCUAUGUGAUAACAUCUAUCUGCAUGUCAAAUUUCAAUCCGAUCGAUUUAAAACUGACAAAGUCUCAUACAAACUUUCAUCCCCUAUUUUACUCCCUUGGGGGUGGAAAUUAUCAAAAUCCUUUCUUAGCGGUUGCCUAUGUGAUAACAUCUAUCUGCAUGUCAAAUUUCAAUCCGAUCGAUUUAAAACUGACAAAGUCUCAUACAAACUUUCAUCCCCUAUUUUACUCCCUUGGGGGAGGAAAUUAUCAAAAUACUUUCUAAACGGAUGCCUACGUCAUAAUAUCUAUCUGCAUGCCAAAUUCAACCCGAUCGAUUUAAAACUGACAAUGUCUCAUACAAACUUUCAUCCCCUAUUUUACCCCCUUGGGGGUGGAAAUUAUCAAAAUCCUUUCAAAGCGGAUGCUUACGUCAUAACAUCUAUCUGCAUGCCAAAUUUCAACCCGAUCGGUUUAAAACUGACAAAGUCUCAUACAAACUUUCAUCCCCUUUUUUACCCCCUUGGGGGUGGAAAUUAUCAAAAUCCUUUCUUAGCGGAUGCCUACGUCAUAACAUCUAUCUGUAUGCCAAAUUUUAGCCCAAUCUGUCCAGCGGUUUGGGCUGUGCGUUGA